CUUCUGACUUUUGGCAUUUUAUAUUCAACUUGUCUGCUAGGAGGCAGUAACUGGGGAAGAAAGGAAAUUCCCAAGAUUAGGGGAACAUGCUCAUCAGAACUCCUCACAGCUAAACUAAAGGACAACUGGAAGUAGCCCUUACCAAGCCCUCCUCAAAGCAGCUUUUCUACCAGCUCUAAAAGAUAUCUGCUUCAUAUUUUAUACACAUAGUAACAUCCCAGACAUGGCCUCAGACAUGGUCAUGCCAGGCCCUAUAUGCCUCAUUGAGAGCAAGGAGGGGCAGCUAAUGGUCAAGCAGGAAGCCCUGGAGAUCCUGUCAGCCAUCACACAGCCUGUGGUGGUUGUGGCCAUCGUGGGCCUUUACCGCACAGGCAAAUCCUACCUGAUGAACAAGCUGGCUGGGAAGAAAAAGGGCUUCUCUGUAGGCUCCACAGUGCAGUCUCACACCAAGGGAAUCUGGAUGUGGUGUGUGCCUCAUCCUGAGAAGCCAGGACACACCCUAGUUCUGCUGGACACUGAAGGCCUGGGUGAUGUAGAGAAGGUUGAUGCUAAGAAUGAUACCCAGAUCUUUGUUCUGGCAAUCCUUCUGAGCAGCACCCUUGUAUACAAUACCAUGAACAAAAUUGACCAGGGUGCUAUCGACCUACUGCACAAUGUGACAGAACUGACAGAUCUACUCAGAUCAAGAAAGUCACCUGACCUUGAUGUUGAAGAUGCCAGUGACAUUGUGAGCUUCUUUCCAGACUUGGUGUGGACUCUUAGAGACUUCUACCUAAGUCUGGAAACAGAUGGACAACUCAUGACAGCAGAUGAAUACCUGGAGAAUUCUCUGAAGACAAAGCAAGGUAGUGAUCAAAGAACUCAAACUUUCAAUUUGCCCCGUCUGUGUAUUCAGAAGUUCUUUCCAACAAAGAAGUGCUUUGUAUUUGACUCACCCACUCACAAGAAGCUUUCCCAGCUAGAGACACUGCAGGAUGAUGAGCUGAGUCUUGAAUUUGUACAGCAAGUGGCAGAAUUCUCUUCCCACAUCUAUACGAAGUCCAAAAUCAAGACUCUUCCAGGAGGCAUCAAGGUCACUGGACCUCGUCUAGAGAGCCUGGUGCUGACCUAUGUCAGUGCUAUCAACAGUGGGGCUCUGCCCUGCAUGGAGAACGCAGUCCUGGCCCUGACCCAGAGGGAAAACUCAGCUGCAGUACAAAAGGCCCUCGCCCACUAUGAUGAGCUGAUGGUCCAGAAGGUGCAGCUGCCCACAGAGACCCUCCAGGAGCUGCUGGAACUACACAGGGCCAGCAAGAGAGAGGCCAUAGAAAUCUUCACAAAGAAUUCUUUCAAAGAUGAAGACCAAAGUUUCCAGAAGGAACUACAGACCCUACUAGAUGUGAAGCAGAAGGACAUUUGUAAGCAGAAUGAAGAAGCCUCUUCAGAUCGUUGCUCAGUUUUGCUUCAGGAUAUUUUUGGUCCUCUGGAAGAAGAAGUGAAGCAGGGGCUUUAUUCUAAGCCAGGAGGCCAUAAUCUCUACCUUCAGAAGACAGAGGAGCUGAAGAAAAAGUACCACCAGCAACCCAGGAAAGGAACACAGGCUGAGGAAGCUCUGCAAAAAUAUUUAAAGUCCAAAGAGUCUGUGAGUAAUGCUAUUCUUCAGACAGACCAGGCUCUCACAGCCAAGGAAAAGGAGACAAAAGAGGCACGUGUAAAAGCAGAGGCUGCCAAGGCUGAAGCAGAAAGGCUGGAGGCGGCUCGUAGGCAGAACCAGCAAAUGAUGGAGCAAAGAGAGAAACGUCAUCAGCAGCAAAUAAGACAAAUGGAGAUAGAAAGAGCAAACUACCUGGCACAACAACAGAGGGAGCAGGAACGUCGGCUGCAGGAAGAGGCCGAAAGGCUCAGGUUGGCCCAUCAAGCUGAAUUGUCAAGGUGUCAAGAUCAGAUCCAGCAUUUACAGAGGACAAUGUCUGAGCCACAAGAUGCUCAAUGUAUCAUACUCUAAAGUGCUGAACAACAGAGACUCCCGUUAUUUUUUUCAUGGAAGACACAAAGGAAUAAGAAACUAGAGAAUUUGGGACAAUCAACAUUUAAAUAAUCCAAAAACUUCUACCUAAUCUUCCAGUUUGUCUCUAGUUAUUGCAAGUUACCUCAGUGUCUAGGUAUUGCAAGUUGCCACAUGGGCUCAGUUCGAUGGAACAUUACCCAGGUCCUGAGCUCAGUUUAGCAUCACUCCUACUGCUUGUCAUGUGCUGGAUGCUAUCUGAGGGAGGCGCCAAUUGUAAAGUGGGAACAAUCUACAUUUCUCAACUGGGUGGAGACUGCUAUUCUAAGGACCAUUAUGCAAAUCAUCAACACUGUGUCAACCUUCUGCAAAAAGAAAUCCCAAGCUGAAAGAAAACAGUGUUAUGAAAUGAAGAUCUGUAGAGGAUGAAAGGAAAUACUACUGUGGAAACUGUGUCAUAGGCUUAAGGACUGAAGAAGAGGCCUUUUCCUUUUUACUCACCCACACUAAGUCAUAACUUAGAGCAUGUUAUAACAGGUUGCAAUUUAUAUUUGACUUUAAUUUUUUUGUUACAUAUUUAUAGUACUUUAGAAUUUUUAAAUAAGAGGCAUAAAUAAUAAUGUGUAAUGAGUCAAAAUUCCAAUGGUGCUCAUUUAAUUUUAUACUUGCUACAAUGCUAAAGUUAAAUCAUCAUAGUAUAUGACAGCCUGCUGAUAUUUUUAAAAAGUAUUGAUUAUAUGAAUACAUGUUAGUGCAAAGUUUUAACUAUAAAAUAUUUUUAAGCUUUGUUUCUAUGUCUCUCAAUAGUUAAAAUUCUAUGGGAAAUGCUUCUGAAUUUCCCUCAGAAGAUUAGGAAUUACUUUAAAACUAGAAUUAAAACUCACUUUGGUAUACAUUUUCAUUUGUUCUCUGUUUGUUGUGUUUAACUCUAGUAAAAAUCUGUUUUAAAAAAAUUAUAGGAACACUCCACAAGGCUCUGUUUUUUUUUUUUUUUUUUUUUUUUUUGUUUUGUUUUAUUUUGUUUUUUCCCUCACUUAUAAUUGUUUGCUUCUGUAAGGGAUUUUCCAUUGGGUGAUAUUAUGGGAUCUUCAGUUUUUUUUAAGUUCUUCAAAAUAUGAUUUACUCAUACAGAGAAGAAAAACACAUUAAUGCUAAUAUCUGUACUUUUUCUUAUGCUUUGGAGUGUUUUAUAUCGCAGAACUUCUUAUAUUACAGCAGCAAUAUUAAACAUGUACAACUUCUCUGUUCCUUAGCAUUAUAAGUAGUUAGUAACAGCAGCUAAUAUUUUUUCAGGAUUCAUCAUGUGCCAACUAUAGUCACUGUAGUAACUCAUGCAUUGCUCACAAAAUCCUUUGAAUAUGCAGUAUUGCUUUAUUACACUUAUAAUUACUUAAAACUAUUUUUAUGUUCAUUAGUGUUAUUAAUAUUAAAGUUAUUACUUUUAAGGCAUUGAAGAUAAUCAAGUCAUCUAAAAGCAGUGCCAUGCUUUGGAACCUACAUUAAUAAUCAUCUUGAUACUGUCUCUCUUGUCUUUUUAGUAAGACAGAAAUAUUAAGUAAUAUGUUAAAAUUUAGAGGAAAUUACUGAAAGAAUGAAAACCAAAAGCACAGUGUCAAAAUAAUAUGAAAGUAGUCAAUAUUAAAAAGCAGAGAAAUU
This is a messenger RNA of Sciurus carolinensis (gray squirrel), 3640 nucleotides long. RefSeq names its product guanylate-binding protein 5-like. The coding region runs from base 224 to 1984 and encodes 586 amino acids. NCBI's taxonomy places the organism in Eukaryota, Metazoa, Chordata, Mammalia, Rodentia, Sciuridae. The record is from RefSeq and is a predicted model, not a curated record. Gene Ontology annotation, molecular function: GTPase activity; GTP binding. The transcript is spliced from 11 exons.